Malania oleifera is the source of this 1493-nucleotide messenger RNA. RefSeq lists its product as uncharacterized. Lineage: Eukaryota; Viridiplantae; Streptophyta; Magnoliopsida; Santalales; Ximeniaceae. The coding region runs from base 107 to 1030 and encodes 307 amino acids. The transcript is spliced from 8 exons. The record is from RefSeq and is a predicted model, not a curated record.
AAACAAAAACGAAAUCUAGGUAGGUUAUUUAUGCAUUUUUUUUUUCCCGGCUUUACUAAAUGUGCGUAUCGAAGGCUCAUACGCACCCUUGACUCAGUCCCCGUCAAUGGAGACGUUAGGUUCAAGCCCAACUCAGUCUCCCUCUCCCUCUUCUUCUUCUUCUUCAACGUUCAAUUCAACGAGUUCAAAUCUCCAGAACUGUAAUAGCUUCAGAUAUUCUCAACCGGCUUCAGUGACUCGGCCAUGGAGAUUGGUUGCUCAGAGAAACAUCAGAAAUCAAUUUUCGAGAUUAGUUUCUUACAGACAGCAGUGGAUGUCUUUAUCGUCAAGCGGAAGAACGCAUGCUACAUCUAUUGUUAACGCUUAUCUUUCUCAGAAAUACAUGCAAGCAAUGGAUUUGGGUGCUCUGCAGGACAUGCCUAAUAUUCGAAAGAAGGCUUGUAGGAAAUUGUUUCUGCGGCAGGAUCUCAAUCGAAGAAAGCUUUUAUCAACUUACAAGGACAUGGUUGUUGUUGUAACUAAUAUGGUCAACACUAGUGGUUCCAUGCGGUGUUUUCUCAAAGGGACAAGCAAUAGUCCACAUGUGCAGUUUUCUGAUGAUGUUGGUGAUUGUGGAGGGAUACCAGUCUUUGCAUUUUUGUCAAUCUCUUAUUUUGAGAAAUUAGCACAAGAACUUGUUGAGAUGUUCAUAUUGGAAUUAAAUUUGAAGCGGUUGCUUGUACUGGAUUUACUUUGCAUCAGUCAUGAGACAGCUCAACAAGUCAAUUUGCAUUGGUCUAAUGAGCUUUAUCCUGGGGAAUUUGAUGAUUUGAGCAAAUGCAACUUGUAUUCCAAAGAAAAUUGUGAGCUGGUGCCUCCAACAAUAAGGGGCCUUAAGUCAGAUACUCCGGCUAUGCAAUCUAACCAUCAACCAAACAACGAGGUGUUACAGGUUUAUCUAACAACAUGGCUUGCUGAGGUGAACAUAGAUACUUACAGGGUGGAUGAAAUAUUUGUAGUGGCUGGAGAAGAAAUGCAUGUUAACCUUUGAUGAAUUGUACCGGAAUGAUUGAUAGGAUCAACAAUGACCACCUGUCACAUGUGAAGGCCAAGUAGGUGCCGUUUUCAGAUUUGGGUGUUAUGUGCUUUUUCAGUAAUCAGAUUCUGGGCAUCUUUUUCACUACUUCAGGAGUCUUUUAACAGUCUUUGGCAGAAUAGUUGAUGGGCUGUUAGUGUGUCCAGAGACUUUGGAUCAGAUCAGGGGCUAUGCCAGGGAGAAGAUUUCAGACUUAGGAAGACUACUGUUGGUUGCCGAUUGGAUCCUGAAUUUUCUCCACUCAAAAAGAAGAGAGAAUAAUUCUAGCGUUCAACAUUUUGUUUCGCACUGGGGGUUUCCCAUGUCUUGUCUUCUAUUAUUCCGUGAAAUCUCUCCAAUUUUAUUAUGAGCCAUUAAACGGGCAAACAACUAAUCACAUUCAAUAAUUGCUUAAUAAUUGCUAGAGAUCUUUCUUUAA